Diaporthe batatas is the source of this 852-nucleotide messenger RNA. RefSeq lists its product as uncharacterized. NCBI's taxonomy places the organism in Eukaryota, Fungi, Ascomycota, Sordariomycetes, Diaporthales, Diaporthaceae. Gene Ontology annotation, molecular function: triacylglycerol lipase activity; acylglycerone-phosphate reductase (NADP+) activity. Gene Ontology annotation, cellular component: endoplasmic reticulum; lipid droplet. The record is from RefSeq and is a predicted model, not a curated record. Bases 1 to 852 code for a protein of 283 amino acids. The transcript has 3 exons. Gene Ontology annotation, biological process: triglyceride catabolic process; phosphatidic acid biosynthetic process.
AUGUCUUCCCAGGAGUCAGUGUUGAUAACGGGCUGCAGCGAUGGGGGUCUUGGUGCGGCGUUGGCAGCCACCUUCCAGGAGCGAGGGUAUCGUGUCUUCGCGACCUCUCGCAGCUUGAAAUCCAUGUCAAAAGUCUCAGGUCUAGCUGGGAUCCACGUGCUUCAGCUUGAUAUCACUAGUGGGACGGACAUACAAGCUGCAAAGACUGCAGUCAGUGAGGAAACAGGAGGGUCUCUGUCAUAUCUCAUCAAUUGCGCCGCCAUCAACCACUUCAUGCCGCUGCUUGACGAAAAGAUUGAGGAUGCGAAGAAGAUCCAUGACACUAACGUCUGGGGUCCGUUGGCUGUCACUCAGGCCUUUGCGCCUCUGUUGAUUCAGGCCAAGGGAUCUGUUGUCUUCAUCACAUCUCUCGCUGGGCACUUAAAUACGCCCUACCAAGGCACAUAUGCUGCCUCCAAAAUGUCCGAAGAGAUUAUGGCCGAGACUUUGAGACUUGAACUUGCGCCCUUUGGUGUAAAGGUUCUCUCAGUGGUGUCCGGGGCUCUCAAAACCAUGGGCCAGACCCAUUUUGAUAGCUGGAAGUUGCCUGUCGACUCUCUUUACAAGCCUGUGGAGGAGACUAUUCGGGAUCGAGCUCGCGGCCAAGAGGGAGCACCUAGAAUGGAACCCGAAGUCUAUGCUAAGCGGGUGGUAUCAGAGAUCACAGCGAACCGCACGGGCAAGUUCUGGUACGGAGCGAGUGCGGGAGUCGUCAAGUUUUGCCUCUCUUGGCUGCCAACAUGGCUAAUGGACAAUGGUGUUCAAAUGAAGACUGGUCUCGAUGUUCUGGCUCAAGGAAAAUCUAGCAAGUGA